AAAGGGCAGGCCUGCGCCGCGUUCAGUGCGCCGACCGACCGACCGGCUUUGGAAUCGUUGGCGGCGGGUUGUUUACUUUCAGUCGGCAGUUGGGGAGGGCAGCGGCAACAGGAGGAGGCAGAGGCGGCAGGGGUAAAGGCGGCGGGCUGAACGAGAUCGUGAGUUAACGUCGAGUGCAAUAACAACAGCAGCAGCAGCAGCAGCGGAGCGAGCGUGUUGGGGGAAGGAAGCGACGGGCGGGCGUUUCUGCUGAGGCAGCGAGGAUGAUGCAGCAUCACCAGGCCUGCAGUCGCUACCAGGCGUUGCACAAUGAAGAUGAUUCUUCACAGUCACCUGAAGCAAUUCAGCCAGAUGUUCCCAUGGCUCCUUCUGAAACAUUGCCAUCUGAAACGGAGGUACCACCACCACCUUACAGCAGUGUCACGCUGGGAGCAACUGCAUCCGCCACAGAAACAGACUUCCAGAGUGAGCUGAUGCCAGUGCCACCCCCUUAUAGCGUUGCUACCUCUCUUCCGACUUACGAUGAAGCAGAAAAAGCUAAAGCAGCUGCAAUGGCAGCUGGGGCAGGAGAAGUUGGACAAAGAUUUAGGGAGCCUAGGAAUCUGUUUGAUGAAAUUCUACAAGGUACAUCUCAGGAGGAAGAUUUUCCACCACGAGAUGACUUCAACGAUGCUGACCAGUUGCGAGUUGGUAAUGAUGGCAUUUUCAUGUUAGCAUUUUUCAUGGCAUUCCUGUUUAACUGGAUUGGCUUUUGUCUCUCAUUCUGCCUCACCAACACCAUAGCAGGCCGUUAUGGUGCAAUUUGUGGGUUUGGAUUGUCACUGAUAAAAUGGAUUCUGAUUGUAAGGUUUUCUGAUUAUUUCAAUGGCUAUUUCAAUGGCCAAUAUUGGCUUUGGUGGAUAUUCCUUGUUCUUGGGUUGCUGCUGUUUUUCAGAGGUUUUAUCAACUACCUGAAAAUCAGAAACAUGUCUGAGAACAUGGCUGUAGCACACAGGACCAGACUUUUCUUCAUAUACUAGAGAAGAAUGCAUCUGUAGAAGACUAAAAUGGAAAUGAGGAAGAUGAUGGAAAUCCCAAAUGAUUAAUCUUAUAAUUUUGUAUCUCCUAGAAUGUGGCUAGUGAGCAACUUGAACAUUCCUUCCUAAUGUGACAUGUCCAGAUAUGCUUCAAGCUGCCAAGUUAUUUGCUUGUAAAACUACUGAAGAAUAAACAAGAUGUUACCACAAAAUCUAAGCAAAGUACUUAAUUGAAAGACUCAUUACAAAAUGAGUCAAUGUUCUGAAUUGCUUGAUGGUUGAAUCUUAUCCUUUCAGAUUUGAAAUAAAAAGUGAAUAUACACAAAGCCCUUUUGAAUAUCAAUAAGUUCUGAAUUACUACUUGUUACUCAAGACAUAGAGUGAAGCCAUCCUUGUUUCAUGAAUUAUUGACCACAAUGUUUAUGCUAUAGAUGUUGAUAAGUUUGUAACUGGAUAUCCAAAGGGCUUUAUCUCUUGCCUACUUGGCCAUAAUUUAGAAAACAAAUCUAGAAUUAAUUAAAAUGAUUGAUAUUUAAAAGCAGCCCUUUGCAUUGUUAAGGUAGUAUAUUUAAAAAAAAAAAGAUUUACUGGAAUUGAAAUUAGAGGUCUGUUGACUUUCUUGACAUGCCUUUAUAAACUUUCAGAGCAGGAAGUAACCCCAUGUAUUUGUAUGGUUUUAAGCUUUUGAAAUGGCUUUGCUGAUUUGUUUUUCAUUAUUCACUUUUUACAAUUGACUAUUGCAUGACAUGAAAUUGCUUUGCUAACACUAUUCUCUUAUCUGCUCAAAUGUUGCAUCAAAUUGUUAGGAAAAUGUAACUGGAAUUUAAUUAAUAACUUUCAAUGGUAAAUUGUUGCAAUAGCUUUUUACACCAUUUUAUAAACAUGCUUCAUUUGCCUGAGUUUCUUUUUAAAGUCAAUCAUCAAAUCAAAUGACUAUUUUGAAAGGAUUGUUCAUUUCAAUGUAUGCUUUUUAAACAAAAAAAACUUUAAAGAAAGUAAUAAAGUCAAAAGGGUAUUUUAAGAACAUUUGAAAUCAAGGAUGGUGAUUUGUUAUGAAUUUGCAAAAGAUGUAAGUGCAGUAUUCUGCACGCAAAGAUUUGAAGAAUAGAUGCUGAUUUGAUCAUUUGGAUUUCAGCAAUUCAGAUUAAAAAGAAAUUAGCAGUAUGGUUUUGUUUCCGAAUUUGAAUAAAAGUGCGUAUGAAAUA
Leucoraja erinaceus (little skate) is the source of this 2221-nucleotide messenger RNA. RefSeq names its product Nedd4 family interacting protein 2 (gene ndfip2). Gene Ontology annotation, biological process: ubiquitin-dependent protein catabolic process; positive regulation of protein ubiquitination; vacuolar transport. The record is from RefSeq and is a predicted model, not a curated record. Gene Ontology annotation, molecular function: WW domain binding. Gene Ontology annotation, cellular component: perinuclear region of cytoplasm; endoplasmic reticulum; Golgi apparatus. The transcript is spliced from 9 exons. Lineage: Eukaryota; Metazoa; Chordata; Chondrichthyes; Rajiformes; Rajidae. The coding region runs from base 264 to 1019 and encodes 251 amino acids.